Messenger RNA from Megalops cyprinoides (Indo-Pacific tarpon), 2278 nucleotides. RefSeq names its product leucine-rich repeats and WD repeat domain containing 1 (gene lrwd1). Gene Ontology annotation, molecular function: chromatin binding; protein binding. Lineage: Eukaryota; Metazoa; Chordata; Actinopteri; Elopiformes; Megalopidae. Bases 1 to 2253 code for a protein of 750 amino acids. Gene Ontology annotation, cellular component: nuclear origin of replication recognition complex. The record is from RefSeq and is a predicted model, not a curated record. Gene Ontology annotation, biological process: establishment of protein localization to chromatin; chromatin organization. The transcript is spliced from 15 exons.
AUGGCAAAGAUUACAGAAAAACUCCUGCUAGAAAAAGGCAUCCCUAAAGCCAGAAGGCUGGAAGACAUAAGAACGCUGACUCUCUCCCGCAUGGGUUUAAGCAGCAAAGACCUGCCUGUGUCUCUGCUGUCUCGGCUGCGUAGCCUGGAAGAGCUUGACCUCUCUGGGAACCGGCUGCAGCAACUGCCACCAGGCUUGUGUCUACCGUCUCUGCGCAUACUCAACUGCUCUGACAAUGAAAUGGAGGACGUUACCUCUCUGGAACCUCUGUCUGCCCUGGAGGACUUGCGUCUGGACGACAAUGUCUAUCUCACGGUCAGUGACGAAUACAAGGUGAUGUUCCUCUUGUCAAACCUGAAGGUUUUCAAUGGCAAAGUCAUCACCUCCUCAGCCAACCACAUACGUUAUGUGGCCACUGAGAAUCUCCAGAAACGGGUGGUAGCUUUGUGGGAGGGCAGCUUCACCCUUCCGGAUCCCCUAACACCAGAGAAACUGAAGAAAGUGGAGAAGGAGUUUGUUGCUGCAGCGUGCAGUCAGAUCAAGUAUGGCCCCAAUUCCCUUAGUGACUACACCAAAUGGAGGUUGGAGUCGAUUGCAAAAAAGCACCUGCAGUCCCUGAUUGGGAGAGGAGAAGAGGAGCACAUGUUAGAAAAUUCUGAAGAUACCAAGAACAAUGCCAUACGAUCCUCUGCCAAGAGAGCAGUCCCGGACACGGAUGCCGGACGAGCAAACGGCAGCCCCCAGAAGAGGGCCAGAAUGGUUGGCACAGCCCCUGCUGAAGCUAGUCCCCGAAAAUCAACGCGACAGCUCAGCACCCCUGUGAAGGUGGAGCAGCACCCCAGCAGCCCCAGGAAGGGAGGACAGGCUGUGGGCAGCCCCAAUGGGAAACAGUCCAAAGCGGAGAGUGUGAGGAAGAGUCUCAGGGACACUCUCAAAGAAGUCCCUCCCCUGGAGAAACAGACCAGGACACCCAGCAAGGCCCCGUCCUCUGGGAAACAAACACGGACACCCACCAAGGCCGCUCCCCAUGAGAGGAAGGCAGUGAAUGGCACACCCCAGAAAAUAACCAGCUCAAAGUCCAAAGACCCCGUGUGUUUGCGCCCUCUCCAUGUGUUGCAGUGCCACAGCAAGCAGGACAGCCCCGAUGACUUCAGCACGCAGCUGUGGGCCUGCGCUUUCGAGCCCCCUCUGGACGCCCAUGACCCAGCUGGCCAGACGUCUCGCACCGUCGCCACCUGUGGGGGGGAAUCGGUCUGCAUAAUUGACUGUGAGACAGGACACGUGCUCAAAAAAUACAAGGUUUCCGGAGAGGAGUUCUUCUCUCUGGCCUGGUCCUCUAUCCCCAUGUCUCGAGAGGGGGGUGGGAUGCGAUGGUGCAGUAUUCUGGCUGCUGGAGGGAAGAAGGGGGUGGUGAAACUCAUCCACCCACGAGCCAACAUUGCGUAUGGACAGUUCCGGGCCAGCCGGCGGGCCAUUUCCACCUUGAAAUUUAGCCCCUCCCAGCAGAGCUUUCUCUUCACUGGGGCGUAUGACAACAAAGUUGUGAUGUGGGACAUCGGCGGAGUGGACAGUGACUACAAUUUUAAAGUCAGCCAGCUCCUGGUCCUGGAGACGAGGUCCACACCCCUUCACCUGUGCCUGCCCCCCUCCAGCCGGGAGACACAGCACCUGCUGGUUGCUUGUGACAAGGGCCUGCUAUGUUUCAACACCCAGCUCAGCAAGACCACUCUCAAGAGGACACCGGAGAUGGAGAUCACGUUUCCCGUGUAUGAAAAAGAGGAUGAGGACAACCAUUACCGCACCAUAGAUGGCUUGGGGUUCCUCACUGAUGAUAUUGUGGUGUCCAAAAGCCACAUGCAGGGUUCCAUCUACCUGUGGAGCUGGAGCCGCACCCGGGCCUCCCGCCCCAACAAGAAGCAGGAGGUGUCUGCCGUGAUCCUAGCGGAGCUGCAAUGGUCCAGCACUGACUUGCCAUACCUGUCUCUUAGCACCUGUCCUGGUGAAGGUUAUGUGGUGUGUGGAGAUGAGAAAGGGGGACUGUGGACAUAUCACCUCACAGACAUUCUAGAAUCUGGAGCCAAGAAAGGAGACGCUAUCUCUCCAACAGAGGUCUUGGAGUGGCCGUCCCCUGUGAGGAAAGGACAGGGCCCUGUGGAAGGGCCUUCCAUCAACAGCGUGGCCAUGGACCCUGAGCUGCGUUACCUGGUGGCCUUGAGUGACAAAAACAUGGCUAUGGUGUGGAGGAGAAUGUAACCCUAUGGAGCUGUGACUGUGUGUC